GAUUGGCCGCCUGGUGAGCGAGGCCCCACCCCUCCCCCCGGCGCAGUCACGUGGUUGGCGCGGGGUUGCCGGCGACCGUUGGGCGGUUUGGAGUUGGCGGCACGAGCGGCGCCAUGAAGCAUUAUGAGGUGGAGAUCUUGGAUGCCAGGACCAGGCAGAAGCUCAGCUUUCUGGACAAGGUGGAGCCAAAUGCCACAAUCGGAGAGAUCAAGGUUAUGUUCCAUAAGAACCAUGCACAAUGGUACCCCGCCAGGCAAUCCAUCAGGCUGGACGCAAAAGGCAAGUCACUGAGGGACGAAGAAAUCUUGCAGAAUCUCCCUGUUGGUACGACAGCUACUCUUUACUUCAGAGACCUUGGUGCUCAGAUCGGGUGGGUCACGGUGUUUCUCACUGAAUACGCUGGACCUCUGCUCAUUUACCUGCUCUUCUAUUUCCGGCUGCCCUUUAUUUAUGGUCCGAAAUAUGCUUUCACCUCAAGUCCACAUUCGGUUGUGCACCUGGCUGCUGCAUGCCACUCCUUCCACUACAUCAAGAGGCUGCUGGAGACAUUGUUUGUUCACCGCUUCUCCCACGGUACAAUGCCGCUUCGAAACAUCUUUAAGAAUUGUACCUACUACUGGGGGUUUGCUGCCUGGCUGGCGUAUCACAUCAACCACCCUCUCUACACACCGCCCGCCUAUGGAGAUAAACAAGUGAAAAUAGCUUUUGCCAUAUUUCUGUUAUGUCAAAUCGGAAACUUCUCAAUCCAUGUGGCGCUGAGGAAUCUUCGGCCAGCAGGGUCCAAGACUCGCAGGAUUCCCUUCCCCACCAAGAACCCUUUCACUUGGCUGUUCCUCGUGGUGUCUUGCCCGAACUACACGUACGAGGUGGGCUCCUGGAUCGGCUUCACCAUAAUGACGCAGUGUCUCCCAGUUGCAAUGUUCACGUUGGUUGGGUUCACCCAGAUGGCGAUCUGGGCAACCAGCAAGCACCGCAGCUACCUGAAGGACUUCCGCGAUUACCCGCCUCUCCGCAGGCCGAUCGUCCCCUUCAUCUUGUAGAAGACUGGCCUCUGUGAGUCUGGGCGGGAGAGGGGCCUUUCUGUGGGCCCCCCCCACACCUCCUCUUCUCUAUCUUUCUGCCUGUCCCUUCUGCAGUAAACCCAUCACAAGUUUCCCCAGAGUGGUGAAGCCUAGCUGUCGUAUGCUGAACUCCCGGCCUUGUGAUUGAGCAACCACUGCGGCUGCCCUGCUCUUGCAUGCAGUCUGCAGGGGCUGAGAGAGGCAGCCGUUCACAGUCUUAAACCCACUAGUCCUGUUUGGAUGCUCAAAGAUCUCCCAACAUGUUUCAUAAUUAUCAGCCAGGAUCUCCUUUAUCCUAGAGUGCAAGAUUCCCAGUUCCCAGUACCAUUGCAAACGUUGCAGCUCACUUUGCCCAAAUUUGUGCUAAUUCCCUCCCUCCCCUCCCCCCCUCUCCUCUGGGCAGCUGGUGUGUGUGUGUAGUGCUUGACCAGGCUGGGGAGACUGUGGGCAAAGCUCAGUGCUUUUGCCUCUGCUGUUAAACUGAUGCUGAGGCCACUGCUUACAACAGACUGGAGACUAACAAGGAGUCUUGGACUCCCUCUCUCCACAGUCCCCAAUAACUAACCCACUAUACCACUCCAGCUGAGAAUAAAAUGGAGCAAUAUCUGUCUUCAAGAAAGCUUGUAGUCCAGUAGAGUAGACCCCUCACCUUCUCCCCACCUGUUCGCAUUCAUCAUUGCUGUGGUGUGUAUUUCCUUUGGCCAGGAGACCCGCAAGCUGUGGAAAUACCUUCAUUCCUGAACCCAAAUAUAGGCAAUGCCAGAGACCCAGGUUCAAUCGUGACUCUGGGUGCUGGCUGGGCAGAGUUUGUAGGUACAUCCCAGACACGUGGGUGUGUAGGUUAAUUGGCCCCAGUGUGUACAGAGCUGAUGAGAAAGUGUGAUCAGUGGUCAUGGUCUGUU
Messenger RNA from Leucoraja erinaceus (little skate), 1963 nucleotides. RefSeq names its product very-long-chain enoyl-CoA reductase. The record is from RefSeq and is a predicted model, not a curated record. Bases 114 to 1040 code for a protein of 308 amino acids. Gene Ontology annotation, biological process: very long-chain fatty acid biosynthetic process. Lineage: Eukaryota; Metazoa; Chordata; Chondrichthyes; Rajiformes; Rajidae. Gene Ontology annotation, molecular function: oxidoreductase activity, acting on the CH-CH group of donors. The transcript is spliced from 13 exons.